AUGCCCGGAUGGCGUGAUUUUCUUCGCCCAUCGGCCUCCGACCGGGAGCAACGGGAACUGGGCGGGGUGACCAAGCCGCUGAGAUCGAGCGCGGGGGAUACGGCAUUCCGGGAGCGCAUGGAGGGCAAGGGUUCUCCUGAUUGGCUCUGGGAGGUUCAGCUCCAUGGGCGGUUCUUGCAGAAGCCCAACGGCCCCGUGUGGCUGAGGGCCGAGCUGCGGGACAGCCCCAUGCAGCUGGGCCUGGUGUCGCGGGCCCUGUGCACGGACCCCAGAGAAUGCCCGUGGGCAUGGGUCGCGGGAUCUUGA
Messenger RNA from Effrenium voratum, 306 nucleotides. NCBI's taxonomy places the organism in Eukaryota, Dinophyceae, Suessiales, Symbiodiniaceae. The record is from the annotation of a GenBank genome assembly.